GUACUAGGUUUUUAUCUCGUCAGUGUUUCAGAAAUAAACCUAUUUUCCCCCUAACCCCAUUGUCUCAAAUCUCAAUUUUUUGUGGCUUCAUCAAGAACAGCCACAAACUAAAACAAAAAUGUUAUCUUUCAAUGUUUUUCCAACAUCAUCAUCUUCCUCUGUCACUUUCACGAAACCAAAUCACCAUUUUUCCAUCAAUGCAUCACCAAAUCUUCUCAACAGGUUUCACCAUGAAAGCUCCAAACUUUCCUUCAAACCCAUAUCUCAGAUCCAUCAUUCAACCACAAAGUUAUCAUCUUUCAACAGAUUUCUCACACACCCUUUUGAGUUUUCACCAAAACCCAGAAACCAAAUUUUGAAAGCUGUAUCUGAUGAAGGUGAAAUUUCACAACCCAUUAAUCCUAAACCCAAGAAUCUCAAAAAACUUGCUCUUGUUUUUGGGUUUUGGUACUUUCAAAACAUUGUUUUCAACAUUUACAACAAGAAAGUGUUGAAUAUUUUCUCUUUUCCAUGGCUUCUUGCUUCUUUUCAGCUCUUUGUUGGUUCCAUUUGGAUGCUUGUUCUUUGGUCUUUAAAGCUUCAACCAUGUCCAAAAAUCUCAAAACCUUUCAUUUUUGCACUACUUGGACCUGCUUUGUUUCAUACUAUAGGUCACAUUUCAGCUUGUGUUUCGUUCUCUAAGGUUGCUGUGUCUUUCACACAUGUUAUUAAAUCAGCAGAACCUGUUUUUUCUGUCAUAUUUUCUUCUGUUCUUGGUGAUAGGUAUCCAAUUCAGGUUUGGCUUUCAAUUUUACCAAUUGUGCUUGGUUGUUCUUUAGCUGCUGUUACUGAGGUAUCUUUCAAUGUUGGAGGAUUGUGGUGUGCUCUGAUUAGCAAUGUUGGUUUUGUGUUGAGGAACAUUUAUUCGAAAAAAAGUUUACAAAAUUUCAAAGAAGUUGAUGGUUUGAACUUAUAUGGUUGGAUUACUAUACUUUCAUUUAUGUAUCUUUUUCCGGUAGCGAUUUUUGUGGAAGGUUCUCAAUGGAUUCCAGGGUAUUAUAAGGCGCUUGAAGCUAUUGGAACCCCUUCGACUUUUUAUAUUUGGGUUUUGGUUUCUGGUCUGUUUUAUCAUCUUUAUAAUCAAUCAUCUUAUCAAGCAUUGGAUGAAAUUAGUCCAUUAACUUUCUCUGUUGGAAAUACAAUGAAGAGAGUGGUAGUGAUUGUGUCUUCGAUUUUGGUGUUCCGGAAUCCGGUUAGGCCUCUUAAUGGUCUUGGAUCUGCCAUUGCUAUUCUCGGGACUUUUCUGUAUUCACAAGCUACAGCUGCAAAGAAAGCAAAGAAAAUUGAAGGGGAAAAGAGUAGUUAGAGAAGUAGAAAGGGGGUAAGAAGAGAGGAAAUUUUUGAAGAUGAUUACUGUUUGAUUAUUUUAGUAGUACUUUUAGUCAUGUUAGAUUUAGACAUUCAACAAGAUCUUCCAUUCUUGUUUCUUUUGAACUAUUGUUGUGAUUUUUCUAUUGAUAUUUCAAAGCAGUUAUUUUAAUUUGGUUUA
This is a messenger RNA of Medicago truncatula (barrel medic), 1528 nucleotides long. Its product is annotated as xylulose 5-phosphate/phosphate translocator, chloroplastic. The record is from RefSeq and is a predicted model, not a curated record. The transcript has a single exon. The coding region runs from base 119 to 1345 and encodes 408 amino acids. NCBI's taxonomy places the organism in Eukaryota, Viridiplantae, Streptophyta, Magnoliopsida, Fabales, Fabaceae.